AGAGAGAGAGAGAGAGAGAGAGAAGAGCGCGCGCUCUCGCGCCUCUGUUGCCUCUGCUGGGGAGUGUGACAUCACCUUUCGGCACGGAGCCGGCUCACACACACACACACACGCGCGCGCGCACACACACACACACACAUUCAGCGGCGUCAGAGCUCAUCGUCUUUUCGCAGAAAGGGGUUGGACAGUAGUAUAUGCGUGCGUGUGUGUGUGUGAGUGAGUGUGUAUUUUCCUGCCACAAUGAGCAGCAGCAGCUUCGUGAACAUGGCGACGAUAGGAGACUUCGACCCGCUCAAUGCCACCGUCCCUGCCACCAAAGUUGAAAUCACAGUCUCGUGCAGAAAUCUGCUUGACAGGGACACUUUCUCCAAAUCAGAUCCAAUCUGUGUGCUGUAUACCCAAGGCAUCGGCAACAAAGAAUGGAGAGAGUUUGGGAGGACAGAAGUCAUAGAUAACACACUAAACCCAGACUUUGUGCGCAAGUUCAUUCUGGACUACUUCUUUGAAGAGAGACAGAACCUUCGGUUUGAUCUGUACGAUGUGGACUCAAAGAGCACCAAUCUUUCCAAACAUGACUUCCUGGGACAGGCAUGCUGUACUCUGGGGGAGAUAGUAGGCUCCCUGGGGAGUCGGCUAGAGAAGCCUCUCGGGGGCAUUCCUGGGAAGAAAUGUGGCACCAUUAUUGUGAAGGCUGAGGAACUAAACAACUGCAGAGAAUCUGUAAUGAUGCAAUUUUGUGGCAACAAGCUGGACAAGAAGGAUUUCUUUGGCAAGUCUGACCCUUUCCUUGUGUUUUACCGCAGCAACGAGGACGGAACAUUCACCAUUUGCCAUAAGACAGAAGUAGUGAAGAACACCCUGAACCCUGUAUGGCAGGCCUUCAAGAUCCCUGUCAGAGCCUUGUGCAAUGGAGACUAUGACAGGUGGGGCCUCAGCAAAACAAUCAAGAUUGAAGUGUAUGACUGGGACAGAGAUGGCAGCCACGAUUUCAUUGGCGAGUUUAGCACAAGCUACAGAGAGUUGUCCAGAGGGCAGUCCCAGUUUAAUGUAUAUGAGGUCAUUAAUCCAAAGAAAAAAGGCAAGAAGAAAAAAUACCUCAAUUCUGGAACGGUAACACUUCUGUCAUUCCUCGUGGAUACUGAAGUCACCUUCCUAGACUACAUUAAGGGCGGGACUCAGAUUAAUUUCACCGUGGCAAUUGAUUUCACCGCCUCAAAUGGCAACCCUGCCCAGCCAACUUCCCUGCACUACAUGAGUCCAUACCAGCUGAAUGCUUAUGGCAUGGCUCUCAAAGCUGUGGGAGAGAUCAUUCAGGACUACGACAGUGACAAGAUGUUCCCAGCGCUGGGCUUCGGUGCCAAGCUGCCCCCCGACGGGCGCGUAUCCCAUGAAUUCGCACUAAAUGGGAACCCACAGAACCCAUACUGUAACGGAAUAGAUGGUGUAAUGGAGGCAUACUACCAGAGCCUGAAGUCUGUGCAGCUUUACGGCCCCACCAACUUCUCACCCGUCAUCAACCACGUAGCAAGGUAUGCUGCCUCUGUGAAGGACGGUUCUCAGUAUUUUGUCCUCCUCAUCAUCACAGACGGAGUCAUCUCUGACAUGGCCCAGACCAAAGAGUCCAUUGUUAAUGCUUCAUGUCUUCCCAUGUCCAUUAUCAUCGUUGGUGUUGGACCAGCAGAGUUUGAUGCAAUGAUCGAGUUGGAUGGGGAUGAAGUCAGGAUCUCGUCCAGGGGCAGAUAUGCAGAAAGGGACAUUGUGCAGUUUGUCCCAUUUCGGGAUUACAUUGACCGGACAGGGAACCACAUCCUCAGCAUGGCGCGACUGGCAAAGGACGUGCUGGCUGAAAUCCCAGACCAGUUCCUGUCCUACAUGAGAACCAGAGGCAUCAAACCUUUACCCGCACCACCUCCAUACACACCGCCAGGACAGCCACUUCAGACCCAGAUCUGACCCGCUCUUAUCUGUAUCUAUCUCUUUCUCUCUGAAUCUCCCAAUGAUGUGGAGGGGUACUUCUCACCCUUCAUUAUCAGUCUCUCUCUCACGUUGCACUAUAGGCACUGGAAGGAUGAAGACACCAUGGCCAAACUGGUCCAGUGAGGCCUGAUUUACUUCCAUUACAAGCGUUCCUCUGUCAGGGUCUCUCUCUCUUUACUUCUCUCUCUCUCUCACUAUCUCCCUCUCUAUCUCACUUUCUCUCUUUGUCAGAGCCUGGCUUAUCUCUUGUAGCCUCACUAAAAUGGACUGAGCUUGACCUUUGUUCGGGCUCCAUGUUGGACUGAAGAAGAAAAGAAGGGAUCAGUUAACAUCGUUUCUUAGAGCUGCAUGCUAUUCCAGGAGAGGGGCUGAGGUUCGGAAUCCUCUGGCCGCAAAUCACUCGACUGUUGUAAAUAACUUUGGAAACUGAUCAUUUCCUUUUACUUAUGUAUAUUUCUCUCUCUUUCUCUCUCUCUCUCUCUCUCUUUCUCUCUCUCUCUCUCUAAGCUCUCACUCAGUGUUUACAUGUUGAUGAUUUUCUUACUGUUGGAUACUUUUAUAUAAGCGUAAACUUUCAGUAUGAACUUUGGAAUACGACUUCUAUCUGCGUGUUGUCUUUGCCACGCAUGUCAGGCACUUAUUGUCACAUUAAUCGCGUUGCAUGGCAUGGAGUAACAGCCAGCUCCGCUUCGUGAUGCAUGAAGGCCAUGUUCGACCUCAUCCUUUUUUCUUUCUCAGUCUUUCUUUCCUUUUAUUCAUUCUUUCCCUCUUUCUUACAUCACCCUGGCACAAGCGUGGUGUGUGAGUGUGUGUGUGUGUGUUUGUGUUUGUGUGUGGAGAAUAUGUUCUGUUGUGUCAAAACCUUAGCAGCUGCUCUCAAAUAGGAUUUGAGACUAUGAGCCCAGUGGUCAAAAACAUAGAUGCCAUUGUUUUUCUUCCAUUUCUGUCCUGUUCAUAGUUAACAAAACACAGUACAGGUGUUUUAUUGGUUUGUAAAUCAGUGUUGUUUAAAAAAAAGUUUUUUUAAUAUAAUUAAAACAAAUUAGAGUUGCCCAACAAUGUGGAUAAAAAGCACAGUUCAAUAAAUUCACCUGGAUACCAUAGGUGCAGGAUUUGAGUGUUCAUACUACAGUAUUUCUGCAGAGAAACAUCUAUACCUACACAGAUUUCCCCCCCAGACACCAAGCAAUUAUUCAAGAAUAAUUCAAUUUAUGUAUAUAU
This is a messenger RNA of Hemibagrus wyckioides, 3198 nucleotides long. RefSeq names its product copine-8. Bases 241 to 1953 code for a protein of 570 amino acids. The record is from RefSeq and is a predicted model, not a curated record. Gene Ontology annotation, cellular component: plasma membrane. NCBI's taxonomy places the organism in Eukaryota, Metazoa, Chordata, Actinopteri, Siluriformes, Bagridae. The transcript is spliced from 20 exons. Gene Ontology annotation, molecular function: calcium-dependent phospholipid binding. Gene Ontology annotation, biological process: cellular response to calcium ion.